AUUCAAUAUGGCGACAGCGGUAGUUCAACAUGAACAGAACUAUUGCUCAUCAUCAUAUAUUAGUGCUUUGAAUAAUAAUUUAAGUAUAUAAAUAUUAAGUGAUAUGAAAUUAUGGAAAUUAAUUGAAUUAAAAUUGUCAAGAUUAUUAAUUGUGACUGUGAUAAUUAUUCAACUGUAGCUAUGAAAAGAGUUAUUUUAUUUAAAAAUGGCACAGAUGUGAAUGGCAAGGUAUUUAUGGUAACACAUUCAGUUGACGAAAUACUAAAAGCUGCAAGUAAAAAGUUUAAUAUCACUGCCAGCCGGAUAUUUACACCUCAAGGUGGAGAAGUCGAUGACGUUAAAUUAAUCAGAGAUGACGAUGUGCUGUACGUGUCAUGUGGAGAAGAAUUUAUUUCUAAGGACAACAACUCAGUUUCUAGAAAUCAUGAUUGGGUAACACUUAAUGUUGGUGGCAAGUUAUUUACCACCACUAAAAGUACAUUGAUACAAAAGGAGCCAAUGAGUAUGUUAGCCCGGAUGUUUAUGGAAAAUGAUGACAGUAGUGAGUUUAGAAUACCACCAAGUAAACAAGAUAGCAAUGGCGCAUUUUUAAUAGAUCGCAGUUCGGCUUAUUUUGAACCAAUAUUGAAUUAUUUACGGCAUGGACAACUCAUUUUAGAUAAUAAUAUUAGCGCUGCAGGCGUACUAGAGGAAGCACGCUUUUUUGGAAUUGACGGUAUUAUUAAUUCUUUAGAAGAAAUGGCACUAGUUGAAAAACAAAAACGUAAAGGGACCGACGCGCUGACACGGCGUGAUGUUUUAAAAGCUAUUUUGUCGACACCAGCUUCUUCUGAAUUACGAUUCCAAGGUGUUAAUUUAGCAGGCGCUGAUUUGUCACGAUUGGAUUUACGGAAUAUCAAUUUCAAAUAUGCAAAUUUACGAGGAUGCAAUUUAGUUGGCGCUAAUCUGUCAGGAUGUUGCCUAGAACGGGCGGACUUAUCAUUUGCAAAUCUUGAGAAUGCUCAACUAGUAUGUGUGAAGAUGCUCUGUGCGAAUUUAGAGGCGGCAAAUUUACAUUCCUGCAAUUUCGAGGAUCCUGGUGGGCUCUCAGCUAAUAUGGAAGGCGUUAAUUUGAAAGGAGCCAACCUUGAAGGCAGUAACAUGGCGGCUGUUAAUUUACGUGUUGCUACUUUGAAAAAUGCAAUACUCAAAAAUUGUGAUUUGAGAUCGGCUGUACUAGCUGGAGCUGAUCUAGAGUCUUGUGAUCUAUCCGGCUCCGAUUUGCACGAAGCAAAUUUACGUGGUGCGAAUUGGAAGAAUGCGGCCUUUGAACUGAUGCAAACACCACUGCACAUGUCUCAAACAGUGCGAUGAUAAUAAAUGUGAUUGUGAUAGUCUUUUAUAUUAAAUAAAUAACAUUUGUUCGGUUUUUAUUUGGCAAAGUUACUAUGCCGACUAUUUUUAUUAUGAAUAUCGGCCUUAUAAGUGUUCUAUAAAAAAAAGUAGGUCUACGUCAACAACAAAUCGUCCAUUGCUUAUAAAAUUUGCUUGUAAAUUCCUCCCAGUGUUACACAACAAUUAUUAUUUUUUUAUUAAUGCAUAUUUAAUUAUUUUUAUAAUGAUAUAUUUAUAGUUAUUAUUUUUUUAUUUCGUUAUAAAUAGAUGUAGCGUCAACAUCAAGUAUAUUAGA
Cotesia glomerata is the source of this 1669-nucleotide messenger RNA. Its product is annotated as BTB/POZ domain-containing protein KCTD9. Gene Ontology annotation, molecular function: protein binding. The coding region runs from base 181 to 1353 and encodes 390 amino acids. The record is from RefSeq and is a predicted model, not a curated record. The transcript is spliced from 7 exons. Gene Ontology annotation, biological process: intracellular signal transduction; protein homooligomerization. NCBI's taxonomy places the organism in Eukaryota, Metazoa, Arthropoda, Insecta, Hymenoptera, Braconidae.